CCCUCUCCCUCUAGGAACCAAACUCCUUCCCCUUCACUCUUCCUUGCCUGUCUGGGAGAGGAGAGCUUGUCCUUUUGGCCUCUUCCUCCUCCACCACCUCCUUGCAGCCUUUUCCUUCUCUUCCUCCUUCCUCUCCUCCUGAGGAAAUGUGAUUUUUCACUGAGAAUUUUGGAGUAGAGCUGGUUCAGUUGAGAAGGGAGAAAAAGCAUCUUGGGUAUGUUUGGUUCUUUAACAGAGUGGUUCUAACAUGGAGAGACCCAACUCACCUGGACUUGAAGCAGAACUUAGGAGCGGUGGGGAAUCCUGGGAAGGAACUACACAGACAUUACUGAAUGUGCAUAUACAGCACCAGCGCUUCAAGCAGUGCUCCUUCCGAGAGGGCGAGGGACCCAGAGAGGUUUGCAGCCGCCUCCACUCUCUCUGCCGCCAGUGGCUGAAGCCAGAGCAACACACCAAGGCGGAGAUGCUGGACCUGGUGAUCCUGGAGCAGUUCCUGAGCAUCCUGCCCCCAGAGAUGGGGAGCUGGGUCCGAGAGUGUGGGGCAGAGACCUCUUCCCAGGCGGUGGCCCUGGCGGAAGGCUUCCUCCUGAGUCGGGCAGAGGACGAGAAGCAGGAAGGACAGGCCCAAAAUAACUGCAUUGAAGUCCAGCCUGAUUUCUCUGAAUCAGAUAAAUCUCCAUUAGACACCACUCAGAAUCUCCAGCAGAAGGAGCUCAAACAGGAAGGAGAAGAGGCUACAGCCUUGGAAGGGGCUGGAAUGAUGUUGUUGCUGAAUCCCCAGUCGAUUCUUCCCUUUUGUGAUGGAGUGGAACUGAAUCAGGGCCCAAUCACCUUUGAGGACGUGGCUGUCCAUUUCACCCUGGAGGAGUGGGCUCUCCUGAAUCCGAGUCAGAAAGCCUUGUACGUGCAGAUCAUGGAGGAGAUUCAUGGGAUUGUUCGCUCUAUUGGUAAGGCUCCCUCACUGAUGGGGAUUUCUAUUUCAAAACGCAGGAUCCCAGUCAGCAGCUCUCUAGUGGGAGCAGGAUCCUAAAUAAUCUCAAUCACUGAGAUUUAUCAACACAGGGUUUGUGUUAGAAAUAUAAGACAUUAAGUGUAACAUUGACUUGAUGCCUGAGUGUGGUGUGAUGUGGAUGUCACUAUAUCUGGC
Messenger RNA from Anolis sagrei ordinatus, 1147 nucleotides. NCBI's taxonomy places the organism in Eukaryota, Metazoa, Chordata, Lepidosauria, Squamata, Anolidae. The record is from RefSeq and is a predicted model, not a curated record.